This is a messenger RNA of Acytostelium subglobosum LB1, 1893 nucleotides long. RefSeq lists its product as hypothetical. NCBI's taxonomy places the organism in Eukaryota, Evosea, Eumycetozoa, Acytosteliales, Acytosteliaceae. The record is from RefSeq and is a predicted model, not a curated record. Bases 1 to 1893 code for a protein of 630 amino acids. The transcript is spliced from 2 exons. Gene Ontology annotation, molecular function: acyltransferase activity, transferring groups other than amino-acyl groups.
AUGUUAUUCUACACUGAACCAACCUUGGAUGCUGGAAUGAUCAUGAAUACUGGAAGAGGUCCUGGUGAUCUUGGAAAUAUUGAUGACUGUUUGGGAAUGGCUCCAAGUGCACAUUAUUGUGUGUAUCAAUCAACAAUUAAUGUUCCAGACUAUGGUCUAUAUACUUAUGUGAUUGGAUUGUGUGUUCCUUCAAGUUGUAAUACUACCGAGGAUCUCUCCGCUGCAAUCUUGGAGAUGUUGGCUGUACAAGUUGUGUUUGCCUAUCCAGGAAAUGAAACAGUUAGCCACUGCUAUAACUCUUAUGACAACAUCACUGUAAAGUCAUGGACCACUGGUGCCAAGGUAAUGGUCGGUGUCUGUACAUUCUUUGGUCUGAUGAUGGCCAUUGGCACGAUCGUUGAGUAUCUGUCCAUCAAGUAUCCCCGUGGAUUCAAAAAGUCCGAUGAGACCGAAGCUUUGUUGGAUGGAUUUGGAAUGAUCCGCGAGAAUGGCUCUGGUGAGCCAGUCAACGAGCAACAGCCACUUGGAGAGAGAUCAAAGUUUGCCGCCGUGUUCCUUGCCUUCUCUUUGAUAUCCAACUACCGAUCAUUCACCCAAGGCGCCUCUUCAAACCGUCGCUUCGAUGCCCUCGAUGGAAUAAGGACCCUGUCAACAUGUUGGGUGCUCCUUGGUCACUCCCUCCUAUUCUCUGCCCAACUUGGAAUUGACAACAUAUCAUACGUCUUUACCGACGUGCGCCAGUUGUUCACAUUCCAAGCCUUGCCUGCUGGGGAGUUCGCUGUGGACAUCUUCUUUAUGCUAAGUGGUUUCCUCGUGGCUCACACCGUGCUGGUGCAACUGGACAAACGCGAGGAGAGUGGCAAGGGCUCAGGUCUAUUGUUCUGGCUCCAAUACGUCGUUCAUCGUCUACUCAGACUGUCACCACUCUACUACUUCCUACUGUUUGUUCUCUGGCAACUGUCGCCAAUGUUUGGAAGUGGCCCACUCUGGUACCAAUACAACGUGUCGUCCAGCUGUGACCAAUAUUGGUGGACCAACUUGUUGUACAUCAACAACAUGUACCCUGCCACAUUGGACCAAGAGUGUAUGGGUUGGUCAUGGUACCUGGCCAACGACAUGCAGUUCUACCUUCUUGCGCCAUUCGUUCUCUUGGCCUACCGCAAGUUCAAGCCAGCAGGGUGGUUGAUGAUCGUCGCUCUGUUGGCAGUCUGCUUCACGACCAACAUCUGGAUCACCAUCAAGUUCCACUUGGCCACAUUCUUUGACCUGUCGCCCCAGGUCACCGACUUCACAACCGACAUCUACAGCAAGCCGUGGACUCGCGUCGGUCCGUUCGCAGUCGGUCUCGCCGUCGCCCUAUUGUACCGUAUCGAGAAGACUAGAGAGUUGUACAACAAGCCUCUGUUCAGAUACACAGCCUACAUUCUCGCGCUGAGCAUCACCUUCUUCUUCACCUACAUACCCUACACAUCAUUCCACUCAGACAACGGAUGGAACAACACUGAGAACGGAUUGUACAAUGGAUUCGCUCACACUUUGUUCACGGUCGGUCUUGCCCUAUACAUGAUGUCGACGUUCUAUGGCCAUGGAGGUGUGCUCGGUCAAUUCCUCGAGCUGCCCAUCUUCAAGUACUUCUCCAAGUUGACGUACUCUACAUAUUUGAUACAUCCGAUUGUGAUAUUCACCGGACUGUUCUCUCGCACAACCUUCACGCACUACUCACCGACAGAGUUUGCAUGGAUGUACACUGGUAACACUGUUCUAUCAUUCGCAGCAGCCUUUGUAGUACAUCUUGCCGUUGAGAAACCAUUCGUGAACCUCGAGCGACUCAUCCUACCAAGUCGCAGACAAUCAUCAAGUCGUCCAUACGAUCACAACAAGGAUAUCAACUAA